Messenger RNA from Monopterus albus (swamp eel), 2300 nucleotides. It is a transcript of the gene slc37a2, whose product is annotated as solute carrier family 37 member 2. Gene Ontology annotation, biological process: phosphate ion transmembrane transport; glucose-6-phosphate transport. NCBI's taxonomy places the organism in Eukaryota, Metazoa, Chordata, Actinopteri, Synbranchiformes, Synbranchidae. The record is from RefSeq and is a predicted model, not a curated record. Bases 1 to 1374 code for a protein of 457 amino acids. Gene Ontology annotation, cellular component: endoplasmic reticulum membrane. Gene Ontology annotation, molecular function: glucose 6-phosphate:phosphate antiporter activity. The transcript has 18 exons.
AUGCAAAAAUGGUAUCGCAGUUUCAUUCUUCUCCUCACCUUCCUCUUCUACACGGCCUACCAUCUGUCACGGAAACCUAUCAGCAUUGUUAAGAGUGAACUGCACAGAAACUGUUCCACAGUCAUUCAGCCAGUCGAGCUUAACAUAACCAAUAAUGCUACCUGGUGUGACUGGGCACCCUUUGACCAGGACAACUAUCAGACACUGUUUGGGGUCUUGGAUAACUGCUUCCUGGUUGCCUAUGCAAUCGGCAUGUUUUUCAGUGGGAUAUUUGGUGAACGCCUGCCCCUGCGGUAUUACCUGUCUGCAGGGAUGCUGAUGUCUGGAUUGUUCACAGCUCUAUUUGGCCUCGGUUUCUACUGGAAGAUCCACUCAUUGUGGUACUACGCCGUCAUCCAGGUCAUGAACGGGCUGGUGCAGACCACCGGCUGGCCAUCAGUGGUGGCUUGUGUUGGGAACUGGUUUGGAAAGGGGAAGCGUGGGUUCAUUAUGGGUGUGUGGAACUCCCACACUUCAGUGGGAAACAUCUUGGGCUCACUCAUCGCAGGGGUCUUUGUCUCCACAGCGUGGGGAAUGUCCUUCAUCGUCCCUGGCCUCAUCAUCGCCUCUACUGGGAUCCUGUGCUUCCUUUUCUUGGUUGAAAAACCUGAAGAUGUUAACUGCACACCUCCUGAGCACCAUAGUGACCAGGAGAGUGGUGAGACAGAGCCUCAGUUACAGGACUCGCCCCACAUGGAUGGAGCCAUCAAUGGCGCCAUCGCCACUGAGUCUCAGGAAAUUACUGAGGAGCAGACCGAGGCCAUUAGCUUCUGUGGAGCUCUCAGAAUACCUGGAGUGAUGGAGUUCUCUCUCUGUCUGCUCUUUGCCAAGCUGGUCAGCUACACCUUUUUGUACUGGCUUCCUCUUUACAUUUCAAAUGUUGCACAUUUUGAUGCAAAAGCAGCAGGAGACAUGUCGACACUGUUUGACGUAGGAGGAAUCCUGGUGUUUUCACUUUUCCUCUAUAAUUACAUUGGACAACGGAGCCUUGCUAUUACAAUUGUUAUGCUGCUGUUGUGUGGAGGCCUGGUGAACGGACCAUACGCCCUCAUCACUACUGCUGUAUCUGCUGACCUGGGAACACAUGAGAGUCUGAGAGGAAACUCCAGGGCAUUGUCAACAGUGACAGCAAUAAUUGAUGGGACUGGUUCAGUAGGAGCUGCGUUGGGUCCUCUGCUCGCUGGUCUGAUCUCUCCCACCGGCUGGAACAACGUUUUCUACAUGCUCAUUUCUGCCGACAUCUUGGCCUGUCUGUUUUUGUCUAGGCUCGUUUACAAGGAAACUCAGCGUUGGUGUGGACGUGCCCACCAAGCCAGAGGGUACAAAGAAUUCUGAAACACAAACUAGGAACAAACCAUAUACUGUAGGCUACAAGAGGGAAACAACGCCCAAACUGACCUCACUAUACAGACUUUUCAUUGUGGCUGGAUGGCAACCAAACCAUCCGUUGACGAUACAAGGCAUCGAACAAAUCACUGAAACCUUUGUCGUGAUUAAACAAACACAAAUACCAUUUUACUCAUGACCUUUUUUCAGUAAUCUUUUCAUUCUGAUGUGACUGUUUAUACACCUUAAUGAAAAGAAGAAUAUUAAAAGUUUAAAAGGUUUAAGUAUAAAGGCUUUUUCUGUCUUAGUUACUGCAUUUUCACAACAUUCAUCACUUUAGAUAAAAAAUAUUUCACACAACACUUGGUAGUAGUGGCAAUUUAGUCUGUUGUUGCCAGAUUUGACAGUUUAUACAUGAUUUAGUAAAGUAUUUAUCUAUGAUGGCAGACUACAGUCCAACAUUCAUAGAAACGGAGAGAAUGGGCUUGGUCUAUGUAGUUGAAGAGAUUCUUGUCAUGUCUGAUCAAAUAAAUAUAUAAGAAUCAUUUCCCUCCACAAUUGCGAUGUUAGGUAAAAGGUGUUAAAACAUCAUUCCAGACCCCCCUUUCCUGCAUUUUCCAUAUAUGCCAAUUCCAUGGAUGAAAUAUGAAUAUGUGGUGCAUAAAACAUGUAAAGAAAAAUAAGAGCUCCACUACCAGGCGCUGCUUAGCUCGGGGAUGAGCCUUUCAUAAUGGUGGGAGAUGCUGCAUUCCCCUUGAAGCCAUAUUUUGAUGAGGCCAUAUCCUGAGCACAAUCUGGCAAAGUGUAAUGAAGUUUUAUACCACCUAUGAAGAGGUGGUUGAAAAUGCCUCUGGGAUCCUGGCAUCAAGAUGGAGGAUGCUCUGAAUCUUUUUCCUCCUUUUUUUGGUGCCCCUUCAUCUGGUGGCAAUGUCGGU